CCGUUGACCAACAUCGCUUUGCACAUUUCACGGCACCUUCACUGUCUUCUUUAUUUCUGAUUCUAAAUUCACAUUCCAUCUACUAUAUAUACAUACCAUGAAAAAAUUCCUUUUCUGAUCUUCAAAAUUUCAAGAAAAUGAAUCAGAAUAUAUCACAAGCCUAUAGCCAAGUGACUCCGGCAGUACCCUCAUGGCUAAACAAAGGAGACAACGCAUGGCAAAUGACAGCCUCCACUCUCGUCGCUAUACAGAGCAUGCCGGGGCUCGUAAUCAUCUACGCUAGCUUUGUCAAGAAAAAAUGGGCCGUAAACUCCGCUUUCAUGGCGCUUUACGCCUUCGCGGCGGUUCUCAUCUGCUGGGUUCUUCUCUGCUUCCGCAUGGCCUUCGGUGACCAGCUUCUGCCGUUCUGGGGUAAAGGCGCGCCGGCUCUAGGGCAAAAGUACCUUACGGGACGGGCUAGAAUCCCUGAAAGUAUACAUGAAGAUGAAAAUGGUGAAAGUUUAAUUACUGGUUCGCUGUUAUAUCCUAUGGCGACAUUAGUUUACUUUCAGUUUACUUUCGCUGCAAUUACUCUAAUUUUGCUGGCUGGUUCGGUUCUUGGUCGGAUGAAUAUUAAAGCGUGGAUGGCUUUUGUGCCGUUAUGGCUUAUUUUCUCGUACACCGUCGGUGCUUUCAGUCUUUGGGGCGGUGGUUUUCUUUAUCAGUGGGGUGUUAUUGAUUACUCCGGCGGUUAUGUUAUUCAUCUGUCGUCGGGAAUCGCUGGAUUAACUGCAGCUUAUUGGGUUGGACCAAGAAUUAAAAGUGAUCGGGAAAGGUUUCCACCGAACAACGUGUUGCUCAUGCUUGCCGGAGCUGGUUUGCUGUGGAUGGGCUGGUCGGGUUUUAACGGUGGAGCACCGUAUGCGGCUAAUAUUACCUCGUCGAUUGCUGUUUUAAAUACGAACAUAAGUGCUGCUACAAGCUUGCUUGUAUGGACAACACUUGAUGUUAUUUUCUUCGGUAAACCGUCGGUGAUCGGAGCUGUUCAGGGCAUGAUGACCGGACUUGCUUGUGUCACACCAGGAGCAGGGCUUGUUCAAUCUUGGGCGGCUAUUAUAUACGGAGCACUAGCUGGAAGUAUUCCAUGGGUGUCUAUGAUGAUACUUCACAAAAAGUCUACACUUCUACAAAAGGCUGAUGACACAAUGGGUGUGUUUCACACUCACGCGGUGGCCGGACUGAUCGGGGGACUAUUAACCGGACUAUUAGCCGAGCCAGAGCUAUGCAAGCUAAUCCUGCCAAAGGAAACAAGAGGCGCAUUUUAUGGCGAAAAUGGCGGUACCCAAUUCUUGAAGCAACUAGCCGCGGCUUGUUUUAUCAUAGGAUGGAACAUCGCAUCUACAACAAUAAUUCUUCUAGCUAUAAGAUUUUUCAUACCAUUAAGAAUGCCGGAAGAACAACUCAUAACCGGAGACGAUGCGGUUCACGGGGAGGAAGCUUAUGCUCUUUGGGGCGACGGGGAGAAAUAUGAUCCGACGAGACACGGUUGGAAUUCUGAUAUGCAUGAAGAGGAAAUGAGACCUCCUACUAAUUAUGGUAAUGGUGGUGCAAGAGGUGUUACUAUUAGUUUGUGAGCUAGAUUUUGUAUUCAAUUUGGUUAUGGUUUAGUGAUAGGUGUGUAAUUAUUAUUUUGUUUGUGAUCUAAAUCUCUUUUUCUCUUGCAUUUAGAGAUUGUUCAGGUCAUUCCAUUGAGUGAUUUAUUGCAUAUGAUUUAUGUGUA
Molecule: messenger RNA, 1759 nt
Organism: Mercurialis annua (annual mercury)
Lineage: Eukaryota; Viridiplantae; Streptophyta; Magnoliopsida; Malpighiales; Euphorbiaceae
Product: ammonium transporter 2
Exons: 4
Coding region: 138-1613 (491 amino acids)
Biological process (GO): ammonium transmembrane transport
Cellular component (GO): plasma membrane
Molecular function (GO): ammonium channel activity
Source: RefSeq, a predicted model, not a curated record